Molecule: messenger RNA, 2391 nt
Organism: Adelges cooleyi (spruce gall adelgid)
Lineage: Eukaryota; Metazoa; Arthropoda; Insecta; Hemiptera; Adelgidae
Product: sodium-independent sulfate anion transporter-like
Exons: 12
Coding region: 141-2051 (636 amino acids)
Biological process (GO): transmembrane transport
Cellular component (GO): membrane
Molecular function (GO): sulfate transmembrane transporter activity
Source: RefSeq, a predicted model, not a curated record
CAAUAAGUAAACAGCAGUUGUGUAUAAGAUGUGAACACCCAACACCGUCCGUAUGCAUAUUUAAUAAUCAGGGCUAGGAAGUUGUAACAUUUAUACAUUUUUUUUGGUAAUUCUUAAAACAUCUAACCCAGGAAUAAAACAUGCCUAUGAAUAUAUUUAAUGGUAAAAGACACAGUGGAUCAUACGAUAAUGGCAGUUCUGAUUUUAAUUUAGGCCAGUUGGAGGCAGACGACAAAAACUCUACAUACGGACGAAAUUCCACAAAGACAUGUUUCGUUAAGACGACUAAAGAAUUGUUUACCUACAAGUUUUUGAUUAAACGGCUACCGAUACUGCAAUGGCUUCCAGUAUACACGGUGGAAGACGGACUCGGAGAUCUUAUGUCCGGCUUGACGGUAGGACUUACGAUAAUCCCACAAUCGUUGGGUUACGCCACAAUAGCCGGUUUACCGCCUCAGUACGGCCUCUACGGUUCAUUUCUUGGCAGCAUAUUAUACGUGUUUCUGGGAACUUGCAAAGAGAUCUCCGACGGUCCAUCGGUCAUUCAAUCGCUGGUAACGCACAAAGCGCUUAACGGCCUUGGACCAUUGUACGGACAUUUCUUGUGCUUUAUGACCGGACUGAUUCAGUUGGCCAUCGGAAGCCUAGGACUAGGAUUUUUCGUGGAUUUCAUUUCGAGCCCGGUUACUUCGGGAUUCACGUCGGCGGUCUCGUUGUUGAUUUUGGCUUCCCAAAUAAAACACCUUUUGGGAAUCAAUGCGGUCGGUGUCACUAUGCUGGAAGUAGUCGUUUCGGUAUCGCGAGACAUAAGACAUUUCAGAAUUGGCGAUACGUCGCUCGGGAUCGCUUGUAUUAUAAUUUUGCUCUCGUUGAGAAGCCUCGUCGAAUGUCGUGUCGGACCGAAAAACCCAAAAGAACAAACCAAUUUCCAAAAAUAUGCCAACCGCGCCAUUUGGAUUGUCGGUUGUUUUAGAAACGCAAUUGUUAUUAUUGUUUCUACCUAUAUUAGCUACGCUUUAGUCAACUCGACGGGACACAGUGUCACUUCGGAUUUGCCACCGCCAAUACCUUUCAAAGUAAUAGGUAAGCUCCCGUCGGGUUUGCCAGGUUUUCAUUUGCCACCGUUUAGUUACACGCAAAGCGACGAAUCCACGACAGACUUCUUCGGGAUGCUUUCCAACAUCGGUUUCAGCGUGAUAGUCGUACCGUUAAUAGGUAUAAUGGAACACAUAUCCAUAUGCAAAACGUUUGCAAAUGGCAAAACGGUCGAUUCUAACCAAGAGAUUAUCGCGAUCGGCUUGUGCAAUAUUGGAAACUCGUUUGUCCUGGCGUUUCCCGGUACGGGAUCAUUCUCUAGGGCGCCUAUAACUAGCACCAGUGGCGUUAGGACGCCCAUGGAAGGUCUUUACUCAGGCACUCUGGUGAUAUUAGCGUUGAUGUUUUGUACCGAAUUUUUCUAUUACAUCCCAAGAGCGUGUCUGGCAGCAGUUAUCGCGACUAGCGUUGUGUUUAUGAUAGAAGUCAACGUCGUCAAACCCAUUUACAGGUCGAAUAAGAACGACCUUAUACCGUGCUUGGUGACAUUCAUCGGGUGCCUGUUACUGCGCAUAGAAAUCGGAGUUAUGAUCGGCAUUUGCGUUGACAUGGCAGCCAUCCUGUACCAUGCCGCAAGACCUCAAGUUACCGUUCAAGUGAAAACGUCAGGAAAUGGCGUUCAGUAUUUGACGAUAACGCCCGACAGGUACUUGGUGUUUCCGUCGGUUGACUAUGUUAAAAAUCUUAUAAUCAAACACAAUAAAAAAAAAAACCUGCCUGUCGUCAUUGAUUGCUCGCACAUUUAUGGGGCGGACUUUACCACAGCGAAGGUGAUAAAAGUGCUGACUGAUGGAUUUUCAAAAAGAGGACAAGCCCUGUUGUUCUACAACAUGAAACCUAGCGUGGUGGCCAUUUUCGAAGGAGUCAAGCCGAAGGAUUUCAUAUCGUAUUACCACAAUAACGACCUAGAGUAUCUAUUGAACAAGCAGACUUCGUUAAAUACCAUAUGUGCUUAAUAAAAAUAUACAUAUUUUCUUUUGUAUACAUACAAUAUAGUCGUAUAGAUACCAUUUACGUAAUGUCGGUUUAUUGUCUACAAUUUAUACAGUAAAAAGCAAUUUUGUCCACCUUUUUAAAAUUCUUACAUAACACGCAGUGUAGUAUUAUGUUUGACAAAGCGAAUUAUUUGUAAAAAUAAAAUACUUAGUGUUUAUUCACACCCGCGCACACACUGCACAUGCAUAUUCAGAUGUUUACCAUAAUAAUACAAAAUGUAAACUGUCGCUGUCUUUAAAACACACGACCGGGUUCAUUAAUGGUGUAAUGAAUCAUAAUAGACAUUUUAAGUGGUUGUUC